Eimeria necatrix is the source of this 744-nucleotide messenger RNA. Its product is annotated as ribosomal protein L16, putative. Gene Ontology annotation, cellular component: ribosome; mitochondrial large ribosomal subunit. Lineage: Eukaryota; Apicomplexa; Conoidasida; Eucoccidiorida; Eimeriidae. The transcript is spliced from 2 exons. The record is from RefSeq and is a predicted model, not a curated record. Gene Ontology annotation, molecular function: rRNA binding; structural constituent of ribosome. Gene Ontology annotation, biological process: mitochondrial translation. Bases 1 to 744 code for a protein of 247 amino acids.
AUGCCGCCGCUGCGCUUCAAGCCGCCGCAGCAAGUGCGCAUAAAGUGCCCCAAGGGGCGCAUUGUGCCGCUGCUCGAGCCCGAAGUGAAGCUGGGGAAGACCCUCGUGGCUGCAGCGCCCCACAGAGUCACGGAGCAGCAGCUCGAGCAGGCCAGGAGGACGCUGCGGCGCUACUUGGGCCGCUCGAAAGAACUGCUGCAGACAGUGCAUGCAACUUACCCAGUGACGCGAAAAGCAGAAGGAGUGAAGAUGGGGCAGGGCAAGGGGGCCAUAGACCACUUCGUGGCCAGAGUCCCUGCAGGUAUUUCCUUUGCUUCUUUGCUGCUGCUGCUGCUGCAGCUCCUGCUGCAGUCCCUGCUGCAGCUCCUGCUGCAGCUCCUGCUGCAGCUCCUGCUGCAGCUCCUGCUGCAGUUCCUGCUGCAGUUCCUGCUGCAGUUCUUGCUGCAGUUCCUGCUGCAGUUCCUGCUGCAGUUCUUGCUGCAGUUCCUGCUGCAGUUCCUGCUGCAGCUCCUGCUGCAUCUCCUCCUGCAGCUGCUGCUGCAGCUGCUGCUGCAGCUCGUGCUGCAGUUCCUGCUGCAGCUGCUGCUGCAGCUGGUGGUUUGGUGGCUGCGUGGUGUGCUGCUCAGGGCGCGUGUUGUUUCACAUUCCGCAGCCAAGUCCAUUCGAAAGUUUGCUGCCGCAGGCGCCGAACUUCCGGGCCUUCAAAGCAGCAGCAGCAAAACUGCCUUUUCCCGUAGUUUUUAG